Conger conger (European conger) is the source of this 2435-nucleotide messenger RNA. Its product is annotated as zinc finger protein 260-like. Gene Ontology annotation, molecular function: DNA-binding transcription repressor activity, RNA polymerase II-specific. Gene Ontology annotation, biological process: negative regulation of transcription by RNA polymerase II. The coding region runs from base 368 to 2296 and encodes 642 amino acids. The transcript has 2 exons. The record is from RefSeq and is a predicted model, not a curated record. NCBI's taxonomy places the organism in Eukaryota, Metazoa, Chordata, Actinopteri, Anguilliformes, Congridae.
AUUGCACUUACAGUUCAAGGGACAAUGGUUGAGAUGGCCAGAAAACCUGCCUACAAGCAGCCGCGGUCGAAUAAACUUUCUUCUUUUUCUAAAGAACCAAUUCAGUUACGGAGUGGAAUUGAUGACUUUCGUUUCGUUCACCUAACAACGACCUACUGUGUUUAACACACACGAGAUUAUUUAAUUGGAAUUAACUUCGCCUAUCAACACAAGAAAUCAAAUCAAUGGAAUAAAUAUGGGAGCUGCACUUCUGCACACCUUUGAGCAGCAGUAUGAUGCAGACACUGAGACAACACUACCAGAGCUCACUGAGCAGCACAGGAUCAGACUGAAAGAAGAGUAACUCAGUGGACUGGAGUCUGUGCACAUGGCAGAGUCAGAGACUGAGUGUACUACACCAGGACUCAACACACUGGAGCCAGAGUGUGUUACAGCACACAGUGGGGUCAGUGCUGUACACCACACUGACUCACCAUUGAUAAAAACAGAACCUGAUCUGGGUCUCACCAACACUGGGGAUCUUAUUAAGACAGAGAGCCUAGACUUUACAGAGCUGGCAUAUAGAAUCCAUCUGCACCCUGACCAAAUCAAAACAGAAACUUAUCCGGGUCACACACACACUGGGGAUCUUAUUAAGACAGAGAACCUAGACUUCACAGAGCUGGCAUAUAGAAUCCAUCUGCAUUCUGACCAAAUGAAAACAGAGACUGAUGAUGGAGGCUACAUUAAGGCCGAACACAUCAGUGUCUUGCAGGACAUUAAAUGUGAUGAUUUUACAUCUGAUGAAGUGAAGCUUGAAUCCAGUGAAAUGUUAGUGAGUGAUCUCAUGAACACUGUGCUUAAUGGAGCUGGUGUUGUUCACAAAGACCAGACUGAACCAUGGCAGUGUGCAGGAGAGCCAAAUCCACACUGCAGGAAACCAGGGAAAGAACAGGACCGUUCCACCCAGCAUGUGAGAUGCCUUAAUGAGUCAUCAGAGUUAAUCCAAGACAAGGGAAGCCAUACUGGUGAAAAGCCCCACCAAUGCUCUCAGUGUGGGAAGUGUUUUCCUCAUAAAUCUAAUUUAAACAAACAUCUGAGAAUUCAUAGAGGUGAAAAAUCUUACAAAACUAAUCGGUGUGGGAAGGGUUUUAAACAGAAAUCGCAUGUAAUCAGAGACAAGAAAAAUCAUACAGAUGGAAAGCCCUACAAAUGUGAUCAGUGUGGGAAGUGUUUUAAACAGAAAUCAUAUUUAUUCAAACACAAGAAAAUUCAUACAGGUGGAAAGCCCUACAAAUGUGAUCAGUGUGGGAAAUGCUUCUUAAGGAAAGCUGCUUUAACCAAACAUCAGAGAAUUCAUUCAGGUGAAAAGCCCUAUAAAUGUCAUCUGUGUGAGAAGUUUUUUACUCAUAAAUGGUAUAUAAAUAUCCACCAGAGAAUUCAUUCAGGUGAAAAGCCCUAUAAAUGUCAUCUGUGUGAGAAGUCUUUUGUUCAUAAAUGUUAUUUAAAUAUCCACCAGAGAAUUCAUACAGGAGAAACGCCCUACAAAUGUGAUCAGUGUGGGAAGUAUUUUUCCGCGAAGGCCGUUUUGAAGAUUCAUCAGAGAAUUCAUACAGGUGAAAAGCCCUACAAAUGUGAUCAGUGUGGGAAGUGUUUUAAACAGAAAUCAUGUUUAAUCAAACACAAGAAAAUUCAUACAGGUGGAAAGCCCUACAAAUGUGAUCAGUGUGGGAAGUAUUUUUCAGCGAAGGCCGUUUUGGAGGUUCAUCAGAGAAUUCAUACAGGUGAAAAGCCCUACAAAUGUGAUCAGUGUGGGAAAUGCUUCUUAAGGAAAGCUGCUUUAACCAAACAUCAGAGAAUUCAUUCAGGUGAAAAGCCCUAUAAAUGUCAUCUGUGUGAGAAGUUUUUUACUCAUAAAUGGUAUAUAAAUAUCCACCAGAAAAUUCAUACAGGUGAAAAGCCCUACAAAUGUGAUCAGUGUGGGAAGUAUUUUUCAGCGAAGGACGCUUUGAAGGUCCAUCAGAGAAUUCAUACAGGUGAAAAGCCCAACAAAUGUGAUCAGUGUGGGAAGUGUUUUAAACAGAAAUCAUAUUUAAUCAAACACAAGAAAAUUCAUACAGAUGAAAAGCCCUACAAAUGUAAUCAGUGUGGGAAGUACUUCUUAAGGAAAUCUGCUUUAACCAAUCAUCAGAUAACUCAUUCAGGUGAAAAGCCCUACAAAUGUCAUCUGUGUGAGAAGUCUUUUGUUCAGAAAGGAUAUUUAAAUAACCACCAGAGAAUUCAUACACGGGAAAAGCCCAACGUGUACUCUGUGUAGGAAGUGUUUUAGCACAACAUCUGUUUUACAGAGACACCUGAUAAUUCAUUCAGGUGAAAAGCCAUACAAAUGCAAUCAGUGUGGGAAGUGUUUUCCUCAGAAAUUUAGUUUAACCAAACAUCAGAGAAUCCAUACUGGU